GCAUGGCGUUGAACUGAAGAAUGAGCCCACCCUCUGUCAGUGUUCACCAAAAGUCAGCAGAUCCGAGUGAUGUGGAUGACCCUGUUGAGGGCAUGCUAAAGAAGACUGGUUGUAUACAGCUUCAUCAUAAAAUUCAGGACUGCAUUGUUUUCAAGCAAGACUGGCGUCAGUGCCAGAAGGAAGUCCAAGAGUUCCGUGAGUGCAUGGCCGAAUACACCAAGAAGCAGCAGGAGCACAAUAGCAAACAGGUGUAGAAGAUGACCAAAAUUUUCUUCCACGGGCUCAAGAUGGCCCUUGUGGUCAGAACUGAUUUGCAGAUGAAAAAAGGAAAAAUUGCUGCUCAGUGUUGCCAUGCUGCUGUUGGAUGCUACAGACAAGCUCUUCGUGACACUCCUGAGCUCCUAGCCAAAUGGGAGAUGGUUGGAGAACCAAAAAUUGUGCUAAAGUGCGAGAGUGAACUUGACAUGUUUGACCUGCAUGCAAAAGCUAUGACGCUGGGUUUCAACACAGUUUUGAUUAGAGAUGCCGGUCAUACGCAAGUCGCGCCCGGAACCGUCACUGCCCUCGGGGUCGGCCCUGGGGAGGUGGAGUCGCUGGUGAAGGGACUGAAGCUGUUGUAGUGCCAUAAUGAGAAACUGUAAAUAUAUCACCCAAUUUUUUGUUACAUAUAUUAAAGAUAGAACAAACAUGUUACAUUA
Messenger RNA from Cloeon dipterum, 698 nucleotides. Its product is annotated as peptidyl-tRNA hydrolase 2, mitochondrial. Gene Ontology annotation, molecular function: peptidyl-tRNA hydrolase activity. The transcript is spliced from 4 exons. Gene Ontology annotation, cellular component: mitochondrion; cytosol. The record is from RefSeq and is a predicted model, not a curated record. Bases 258 to 620 code for a protein of 120 amino acids. NCBI's taxonomy places the organism in Eukaryota, Metazoa, Arthropoda, Insecta, Ephemeroptera, Baetidae.